AUGCUCUCUUCUCUGCUACCUAACGUGAACACAGAGCGACAGGACAACCAUGACUCCAUGGCAUUGCAGCCAAUUGGGAAUGUUCCGAGUUCUUCUGAACGUGAACGAACACCAACAAACACCCAGCGUCGUUUCCUGUCCCACAGCACUACACGUCCGACUCUCGUCUCAGCAACCACAGAUUUCUUGAAUUCAUGUCUAUUCAUGCAAAGGCCGUCCAAGUCGACAAAAUCAGGAUCAGUAUUUCUGUGCGUGUUUAUGCACGUAUUUCUGGUUCUUCUCCAUCUUGUUCUCGUGGCGCUAAGCAUUUCCGGCGUCGAGCACCACCUUGUCACAUCUGAGAAUGGUGCGAGGAAUCCGGUAUUGAGCGCAUCAACACAGGCCUUUUAUGCGCUGUAUUGUACGAUCCUUGUUUACCUAGUGCAACGCCGGACACUCUAUCAGAACUUGAUUCAACAUCAAAAAUUGACUAUUCUCCACGACAAUGUUAACGCAUGGAGUGGCCUUGGUUCUGCAUUGCAGUGUCUCUGGCAGCAACCAAGCACCACUGGAUCGUUAUGGUGGAUCGUGUCUAUCACCACCUACCUGGGAUGUGUAUUUGCGCUUCAUGUGGCUUCAUCAUCCAUAUUGCAGCUGCAAACAUUCAGCGCAACCACCAACGUGUCGGCGACUACGUUCUCUCAUUGGCCUGGUCUAAAUGUGGACAUGAUGGGGCUUCAGUGGCAUACCAUCAGUGCCAUUGUUCCCUCUCUGGGUCAUUUUGCCAGUUCGUCGAACGCGGGACUUGAUGGUGCCACACUGUAUGACAUUGUUCAAGCAGAUGGCGCCACAGGAAACGCUACGGUGGACGCAACUAAUUUCCGAGCGGAGUGUGGGUUACUCCGUAAUUCUGAGUUGAGCUACAGCCCACAGCUGAAUGCCAAUCAAUUUGGCGACUAUGUGAUCGAGCCUCAGGUUUCAGGCCUCAAUCAGACCAUGAAAUGGUCGGCCAGGCUAGUACCUCCCUAUCAAGAUCAAUUGAAAGUCCAAUCUUCCAUGUCUCUCCUUUUUCCUGGGCCCACUAUUGUGUUCAUAACUGCCACGUCCGUUGACAUCGAUGACACCCUGAAAUCAGCAACCGUACAGCAUAUGAACUGGGAACAUCAACAAGUCCCGCUAUUCGACAGUCCCCAAGCUCCAAUCAUCUCAACUGCACUUGAUGCUCACUUAGUAGCUUGCAAUAUAUAUGUUGAACGCCAUGCGGCGAUAGUCAAUAUAGAAACAGGUCAAUUACUGGCACUCUUCCCGCCCCCGGCUCUAUCUCCCCCUUCAAGCUGGAAGGCAUGGACAGCACCCAAGGGAGACAAGAGUUGGGAUAUCUGGUCGCCGCCAGGAACAGGUCAGUAUGAUCACAAUCAUAAAAAAUGGUUUGUAUCUCCAUUCAGCUAUGGAGCUACGCACCCCGUAAAGAUUUGUAUGACUGAAAGUCAAGCAACGUGCUAUGGAUAUUCUCUCCUCGAGCUGUAUUUGAUGAAGGAAAUCGGUUUAAACGUGGUGUUGGACGAGCAAGGCUCCAGGCCACCGCCUCCAUCUGGUCCGAAGAAGGUUCUCUGUAGUCCUCGCCAAUUCGAAUCUAGUCUCGCUAAGAUCUUCGCUUCGUUGUUGUGGACGGACUUGAAAGACCGUCACGAUGCAGGUGCAAAACUCGGUUCCAAUGCUGGUGGCUUUGACCCAACACCAGGCAGCACUGUGGUUUCUCAGCAGGUUACAAAAUGGCAUCUCAACAUCAACACGUGGCCUUUGGCAGUUGCAUUGACCGCUUCGUUGACCAUGCUGGUCCUUUCGAUCUGCAUGUUAGGUGGUACACGUCGGCAGAAAAACAGGACACCCAUAGAUAGUGCCGGUAUUCUCCAGAUCAUCUGGCUGACAAACCGUCUCCGCGUGCUGAAAGACCUCGUGAGUGAGGUGGCCGAUCCAAGUGAAGAUGCUCUCCGUUCUGCUGGGAUGUUGGAAGUAGAUCUGUUACAAGAGCUAAACAGGCAUGAAUAGGCAGGCAUCAAAUUCUGGCAGCCAGACUGAUUAGGUUGAUCGUGAUAUCAGCUGUGGCUUGUGCACUACGAGCGAUAACACGAAGAAUGACACGGAGUGCGGUCUCCUAGCUUGCUAUGUAGCACAUGUAAUCUUCGAGUCCUCUCAUCGCUCAGAGCCCAAGACCGACUUAAACAACGAUAAACCUACUUUUGGUUUACACGAAUCCCCUGACAGCCUGGGCAAUGCAGGGAACGAAGAUGAGAAUGCAUACGAGAAUAUAUAUAACUGCCCA
Molecule: messenger RNA, 2302 nt
Organism: Suillus clintonianus
Lineage: Eukaryota; Fungi; Basidiomycota; Agaricomycetes; Boletales; Suillaceae
Exons: 10
Coding region: 1-2028 (675 amino acids)
Source: RefSeq, a predicted model, not a curated record